AUCGUACGGCAGGAUGAAGAAAUUGGUUGUGCUCGUGCUCGCUCUCAUCUUACUGACUUUCUUCUCAGUGGCCUCCCCGAUUCUGACGGAAAAGCAGGCCAAGCAGCUCCUGAGAUCCCGGAGGCAGGACAGACCAAGCAAACCCGGAUUCCCUGACGAGCCCAUGCGGGAGUACAUGCACCACCUGCUCCGCCUGGAGCACCGUGCCGAGGAGCAGUUCCUGGAGCACUGGCUGAAUCCUCACUGCAAGCCCCACUGCGACAGGAAUGUGGUCCACCCUGUGUAAGGGCUUUGGAGCCAGCCUCUGCAAGCAUUUUAUAGGCAAUGACCUGGAUGAUGUCGAAACAGGACAAGGCACCUUCUUUCAUUUGCUUUUAAACUGUCCAAAUGGAUUCUUCAGAUCGCAUGAAGUGUGGGCAUACCAAAAGUUGCUUUGGGGAUUGAUAGCAAAUAUAUAUGCUGCUUCAUUUUACCAUCCUGCACAAAUCAUUUAAAGCAAUAGCUUAAAGUGUAGACCUGCAAAUGGCCUGGCUACCAGUUUGUAAGGGUGGGCAGAAACAGAAUCUUACCUGGGGCCAGUGGGGCUGGGACCCCUGGUCCAGAAGCUGGGAGAGGACCGGCUGCCCUAAGGACUUCGGGGAAGGCUUGUUCAGAGUAGCCAAGUACACCUGUUGGGUCUGCUGAGUGUUUUUUG
Molecule: messenger RNA, 694 nt
Organism: Choloepus didactylus (southern two-toed sloth)
Lineage: Eukaryota; Metazoa; Chordata; Mammalia; Pilosa; Megalonychidae
Gene: C18H17orf67
Product: chromosome 18 C17orf67 homolog
Exons: 4
Coding region: 14-286 (90 amino acids)
Source: RefSeq, a predicted model, not a curated record